Phacochoerus africanus (Common warthog) is the source of this 1259-nucleotide messenger RNA. RefSeq names its product tetratricopeptide repeat domain 9C (gene TTC9C). NCBI's taxonomy places the organism in Eukaryota, Metazoa, Chordata, Mammalia, Artiodactyla, Suidae. Gene Ontology annotation, molecular function: protein binding. The transcript is spliced from 4 exons. The record is from RefSeq and is a predicted model, not a curated record. Bases 492 to 1007 code for a protein of 171 amino acids.
UGCUCCUGAUUGGGCGGCAUGCCGCAACGCGCGCGACCUUUACACACAAACUAUCCGGAGACCAGAUCCAGUCCUCUCUGUGCUCCGGGAUCGUAAACCGAAGCUCGGGGCGUGGAGGGGGGGCAGGAGAGACUUUGGGCUCGGCCAUUUGUAAGGAGCGAGAGGCUGGCCGCGGGACCUGGGGCACUUGCAGCUGAGCGGCGCUGCGGCCGCGUCACCGUUGGCUUGUGGUUACGGUGCACUGACCGCAUUCACCUUGGUUCCCCAACUCUUGGCCCAGAGGCCAACAGCUGCUGAGAUUGAAAAAUACCUGCAGAGAAGAGAGGAAGAGGCUGCAGUAGAAUCAAGCAAACCUCAUUCCCUGAGAGGCCUCCGGGAGAAGGAUAGUUUCCUGCUUCUUCAAGUCGGCUACCAAAAUCGGUUAUUUCGCGCCUAUCCCCACAGCUUCGGAAUUGCUUCCCCAUUCCGCAAGAGCACGGGGUGACAAAGUUAUGGAGAAGCGCCUGCAGGAGGCCCAGCUAUACAAGGAGAAGGGGAACCAAUGUUACCGGGAAGGGAAAUACCGGGAUGCUGUGAGUGGAUACCAUCGAGCUCUGCUUCAGCUGCGGGGUCUGGAUCCAAGUAUGCCCUCCCCGAUUCCUAAUCUAGGGCCUCAAGGCCCGGCCCUCACACCUGAACAAGAAAACGUACUGCAUACCACCCAGACAGACUGCUACAACAACCUGGCUGCCUGUCUCCUUCAGAUGGAACCUGUAAACUAUGAACGGGUGAAAGAAUACAGUCAGAAAGUCCUGGAACGACAGCCUGAUAACGCCAAGGCCUUGUAUCGGGCCGGAGUGGCCUUUUUCCACCUGCAGGACUAUGACCAGGCUCAGCACUACCUCACGGCUGCUGUCAACAGGCAGCCAAAAGAUGCCAACGUCCGGCGGUACCUUCAGCGAACACAGUUGGAACUCAGCAGUUACCAUCGGAAAGAGAAGCAGCUCUACCUGGGCAUGUUUGGUUAACAAAAGAAGAAAGCGACACCUCCACUUGAACUUGAGGGAACCAUUAAAGACCCAUCAAGGGGAAACUGAGCCUCGGCCAGAGAAAUUAACCCCAUACCUUGGACUGAGGUGGACCUCCGUUUUGUUUCUAGUUCUGCACAUGCUCUUUAUUGCUUACAUAGUCUGUGUCUGUUGUUGUCUAUCCAUCUAUGUAUUUAUAUGGCUUUUGGGGGGGGGGAGGGCCUUUUUAGAGCCGCACCCAUGGCAUAUGGA